Messenger RNA from Strongylus vulgaris, 591 nucleotides. The record is from the annotation of a GenBank genome assembly. NCBI's taxonomy places the organism in Eukaryota, Metazoa, Nematoda, Chromadorea, Rhabditida, Strongylidae.
AUGAUCUCGGAAGAAAUGAAGAACUGUUUUAGAGAAAACGAAGAGAAUCAACGGCAAACAAAAAAACAUACAGCAAAAGUGGAAGCCUCUUCUAAGCUUUGCGACUUUGAGGAGGAUCAGCCCAUCAGCUAUAAAGGAGCCACUGAACAUGAAGCAACUACUGAAUGGAUUGAAUAUUGCAGAGAACAAGCCAAUAAGGAGAUACUCGACUCUAAAAAUUGUACUAAUGCACAGAAAAAACCUAAAAAGAAGAAGAGUUCAAUCAAGAAAAAGCCAGCAAGUGGCGAACCCAAGGCAUGUCCUAAAACUGAAGACAAGGAAACAUCAACAACUACAAAAGAUCACAGCUGUUUUGCCAAAGGAAUCAAAAAUAUUGAGAAUCAACAAGAUUUGCAAACAAUCAACGAAGAGGAGCAAAAUCAUACAAAGAUGCACACAAGUGAAGAAAUAAAUGAAGAUUACCCCGUACGGCCUAUAGCAGCUUACCUGGAAAUGCGCGCGCAACAAGCACGCGAAUAUCGAGGAGACUUGAGUGAGUUUUUCCAUAUUCUUUUCUUCGCUAAAAUCUCUGGUGAUGGCAGAAAAACUUAG